AUGGAUAGCUGCUGUUCAUCCUUUAGCCCUGGGGAGGCAGAAUGGGGAGCGAAGGAGGGCUGAGGCCCCCCAGUGAGCUGUUCGGGGGAGUCCAGAAGGCUGCAAAGCUGGCCAAGCCUUGCCAGGUGGCUGCAGAGUCAGCCCCAGUCCUUGCAAGCCGGGAGCUGGAGCCCAUCCAUCCAGGCAGCACCUGAACCAGAUCCAGGCAACUGGGCCAAGUCCCCGAGGCUGUCCCUGGGACCAGAAGGUAUAACCAGAGGGAAGCAUGGAUUUAAAUUCCAGGGCAUACGACAAAAGCUUAUCAUAUCUAAGAAGAAGGAGCUGAAAAUGACUUUUUAUAAGUGCUUGAAGGACACUGUCCUAUAG
Messenger RNA from Callorhinus ursinus (northern fur seal), 366 nucleotides. The record is from RefSeq and is a predicted model, not a curated record. Lineage: Eukaryota; Metazoa; Chordata; Mammalia; Carnivora; Otariidae.